AUGACAGGCAGUCGGUAUGAAGCUCUCGACAAUGCCGCCAGCACUUUAAGCACAACUAGCUCGGCGCGCGUGUCGGAACACAGUGGGUUUCUUCGAGAUGCUCAAGUAGACGAUGGAACCAAGGGCCUGGCUGUGAUCACCUCCCCUGAGGGGCUUGCUGCACUGGGGUCUGGAGCCGCCUCGUCGGAAAGUGAAGAACAGAAACGACGUGCCGAGAAACAGAAGGUUGUGGCAUGGAGAGACUUGCCUAAGAAGAAGCAGCUCUUCGUCAUUACCAUGACUCGGCUGAGUGAACCAUUGGUUCAGACCUCUCUGCAGGCAUAUAUGUACUACCAGCUGAAGUGGUUUGACCCAUCCUUGCCAGAUUCUGUGAUAGCGAGCCAAGCAGGUGUACUUCAUGCCAGUUUUACUGCAGCCCAGUUCGUCACUGCCAUGCUGUGGGGAAGAGUUGCCGACACCAGAGUGGUGUCGUGUAUCGGCUUCGGGUUCUCGACUUCAUUUCAUCAAGCUCUAUUCUUCAGGUGUCUUGGUGGUAUAACCAAUGGUAACAUAGGAGUCCUGAGGACCAUGAUUAGCGAGGUGGUUAGAGAGAAGAAGUAUCAGUCGAGGGCUUUCUUGCUCUUACCCAUGACUUUCAACAUCGGUAUAAUAGUAGGGCCAGUCUUGGGAGGCAUUCUAUCGGACCCGGCAGCAUCUUACCCAAACCUCUUUGGACAGGUUCUCCUUUUCCGAAACUUCCCUUACGCGCUACCAAACCUUGUUAGCGCAGGGUUUCUGUUCUGUGCUCUCGUUGGUGUGGUUCUCCUACUUGAGGAGACUCAUGACGCUCUUCGCGACAAGGCCGACUAUGGCAGGCUUUUGGCAUCCAAAUUGGUAUCAAUUUUUCGAAGGGAUACCAUUGGAUACACGCCUUUGCAUUCCCGUGACUCGAGUAUCACUGUCGAGAUGUCACCUAUUAUGCCAGAGACGGAUCAUGGUUCAACAUCUCAUGCUCCACCUCGACGACGAUAUAUUUCAACGUUGCCUUUCCGCCGGAUCUUCACCCGCAACGUGAGCCUCACCUUACUAGCGCACUUCUUCUUGGCCUUCCAUCUUGGCACAUUCAACUCUCUCUGGUUCACAUUUCUGUCCACCCCAGUCUACAAUCCGGAGAAGCCGACACCAGAAGGGUUCAGGCCGUCUCUGCCCUUUCAUUUCAAUGGUGGCCUGGGAUUGCCAGCUAGAAAUGUGGGCAUAGCCAUGGCCAUGCUUGGAGCUAUAGGGAUCACGAUGCAGCUUUUCCUAUACCCUCGAUUGUCAUCCCGCUUUGGUAAUGUCAGGAUGUGGCGGGUCUGCCUCUUCCUCUUCCCUGUGGCAUACAUCAUUUUGCCGUAUCUAUCUGUGAUUCCUUCUACCACGCCACCUCCGAGUCAGAAAACGGGUGUUGGCAUCUGGGUGGCACUUGCAGGUGUAUUGUUCAUCCAGGUUACAGGAAGGACUUUUGCUCUGCCUGCACAAACAAUUUUGGUAAACAAUUGUACACCCCACCCUAGUGUCCUUGGAACUGUCCACGGGAUUGGACAGAGUGUUAGCAGCUUUGCUCGAACCGUCGGACCCAUUUCGGGGGGUUUUCUCUUUGGCAUUGGCCAUGACCACGGACUCAUUGGAGGUGUCUUUUGGAGCAUGGCUGGUAUUGCUAUUUUUGGGCUCAUCGCCAGCUUCUGGGUCAAGGAAGGUGAUGGUCACGAGAUAUGGUUAGAGGGCGACGAGGAAGACGAGGCCGAUGCGUGA
Neoarthrinium moseri is the source of this 1770-nucleotide messenger RNA. RefSeq lists its product as uncharacterized. The transcript has 7 exons. NCBI's taxonomy places the organism in Eukaryota, Fungi, Ascomycota, Sordariomycetes, Amphisphaeriales, Apiosporaceae. Gene Ontology annotation, biological process: transmembrane transport. The record is from RefSeq and is a predicted model, not a curated record. The coding region runs from base 1 to 1770 and encodes 589 amino acids. Gene Ontology annotation, molecular function: transmembrane transporter activity.